GCACGAUGUGGCGAACUUGCGACUUUGUUGAUUUAUGUCAAAUAGCUAGUUUUUUUUUCGAAGGAAUUUCUUAAGUUUAUCAUUUUUAAAUUACAUUAAAUAGUCCAGCUAAAAUGCCAUCUAAGAAGCGAAAAUAUAAUCAACGUUUCCCUGCUGGACGAAUCAAGAAAAUCAUGCAGAGCGAUGAAGAAGUGGGAAAGGUCGCACAAGCCGUGCCCAUUAUAAUCUCUAGAACAUUGGAAUUGUUUGUGGAAUCGCUACUUAACAAAACAUUACGCAUAACCAACGCCAGGAAUGCGAAGACACUGUCACCGUCGCACAUGAAACAAUGUAUCAUGUCGGAAACCAGAUUUGAUUUUCUGAAGGAGUUGGUGAAAAAUGUUCCAGAUAUAAACGUUGACGAGAUGCAAACGUCCGCUGACGAGCACACAGCCACCGAUUUAACAAUGCCAUAUCAAAAACCAUCUGUACCCGCUACCAGUAGUGAAUCUUCGGUCGGCGGUACAUCAAAGUCAAUUAGGUCUAUACCGCCAUUUAAUGGAAAUAGUUCGACGGCAACUGCGACUAUUCGAAAUGGAAACAAAAAAAGUCGUCCAGUGACUCCAACGUCGACGUCAACAAAACCGCAACCACUGCUUAAAACACAGAGUAUGGACCAAUCACUUCUUACGAGUAUGUCGCCUACCUCAUCUUACCAUACACCAAAUUUCUACACAGAAAUCUCAGAAAGUCCGGUCAUGUCUCCCACAACAGUGAAUUCAAGUUCAGUGAUUCAGUUUACACCGAAAAUUCAAAACGAUUUGAACCUUGACAUUCGACCACCUAAAUUGACUAGAAUUGAUUCGGCACCAGGUUGUUUGGGUGAUAUGGUUUAUAGAGCACCAAUAACACAAUGCGAUACAGCACCAGUAAUGACAUUCGAUUUUACAAAGACCGCUUUGCCGCCUCCAUUGUAUCCAAGUGUUAAGCCACCUGUUCCUCCAUUGACACCGAUAAUUCACAGUCAAGCACAUACUAAACUGCAUUCACCAUUUUCGUAUCCGUCCACAUCGACGCUAAUACCGUCUCCAUCGACGUUAAUAUCGUCUCCAUCGACAAUAAAAACCGCACCUCCAUUCGUCAAAGUUGAUGUUUGCAGUCCAUCUGCUUUGAUUAAGUCAAACAAUUUCACCAAUCCAAGUUCAGCUACUUCGUCGGCGUCAACGUCGAAACCAAUGGCUCCGAUAUUGAAUAUUGAUUUAUCGAAUAGUUUUAACAUUUCCCAACCAACGUUCGGAUCAAUUAGUUCAUCCAAUACUUUAGAAAUGGAUGAAGACUAUGACAAUAUUUGAAAAGGGAUGGUAAAAUGGAAUUGGUUUUUUUUAUAUGCGCGUAUGAAUAGAUCGUAGUUAUGUAACUUAUUUUAUACAUUUGUUCAUGUUCAUCAUGUAUGUUCACUCAAUUUCAUUUUUAAUUUUUGUGGAAAUAAACCGAAGAUCAUUUUACAUAACAAAAAGUUAUAAUAAAUUUGAAAUGUGUACCAGUGUUUGUAUAAAAAAAAGUCAAUAAGAAAAGAGGUGUUGUUCCCGAGACGUUGAGUUAGGAAUAUAUUGAUUAUUUGCUCAACCAAACUAGAUUUUGUGGAUAUUUUUAAAAUAAAAACAGAAAGAUAAAUG
Molecule: messenger RNA, 1655 nt
Organism: Bradysia coprophila
Lineage: Eukaryota; Metazoa; Arthropoda; Insecta; Diptera; Sciaridae
Gene: NC2alpha
Product: negative cofactor 2 alpha
Biological process (GO): transcription by RNA polymerase II
Cellular component (GO): negative cofactor 2 complex; nucleus
Molecular function (GO): protein heterodimerization activity; core promoter sequence-specific DNA binding; RNA polymerase II general transcription initiation factor activity
Source: RefSeq, a predicted model, not a curated record